Messenger RNA from Poeciliopsis prolifica (blackstripe livebearer), 2355 nucleotides. Its product is annotated as extracellular calcium-sensing receptor-like. Gene Ontology annotation, biological process: G protein-coupled receptor signaling pathway. The coding region runs from base 16 to 2355 and encodes 779 amino acids. The record is from RefSeq and is a predicted model, not a curated record. The transcript is spliced from 6 exons. Gene Ontology annotation, cellular component: membrane. NCBI's taxonomy places the organism in Eukaryota, Metazoa, Chordata, Actinopteri, Cyprinodontiformes, Poeciliidae. Gene Ontology annotation, molecular function: G protein-coupled receptor activity.
CAGUUUGCCCAGACCAUGCUCUUUGCCAUUGAGGAGAUAAAUAACAGAACGGACCUACUGCCAGGUAUUUCUCUCGGAUACAGCAUAUAUGACACGUGUGGUUCCAUUCCCAGAAGCAUAAAAGUUGCGCUUGCUUUGAACAAUCGCAAUGAAAGUGUGUCUUCAAGCUCUGACACUCCAUGCACCAAACCUGUACAAGUUCAGGCGAUAGUGGGAGAAACUUCGUCAUCUCCCAGCACUGCGAUAUCGACUCUCAUCGGACCAUUUCACAUACCACUGAUCAGCCACUUUGCCACAUGUGCCUGUCUCAGUGAUAAAACCAAGUAUCCAUCCUUUCUAAGAACCGUACCCAGUGACUACUAUCAGAGCAGAGCUCUGGCUCAGCUGGUCAAACGUUUCGGCUGGACUUGGGUCGGAGCCGUCCGAAGCAAUGAUGAUUAUGGCAACAACGGCAUCGCUGCAUUCACAGAAACUGCAGAGCAGCUGGGCAUCUGCUUGGAAUAUUCUGUCUCUUUCUUCAGAACGGAUUCAACGGAAAAAAUACAAAAGGUGAUCAACACUAUAAAGACGUCCACCUCAAAGGUGAUUAUCGCCUUCGUCGCACACUUGGACAUGGACGUGCUGAUACAUGAGUUGUCAAACCACAACAUGACCGGGUACCAGUGGGUGGGAAGUGAAGGGUGGAUCUCCGAUUCUCAGUUUGCAGCAGUGGAUAAGAAUCGCAUCCUGGACGGAGCGAUCGGCGUUUCCAUUCCUAAAGCUCAUGUGAGCGGACUCGAAGAGUUCAUGUUUGACGUGAGGCCACUCAGAUCCUUGAAUAGCGACUUGUACACAGAGUUCUGGGAGACGUUGUUUAGCUGCAAGUUCAAGCGGGAGAAAUCAGAUGAAAAUGACAGAGAAUGUACUGGACAUGAGGAUCUGACUGGAGUGGAGAACAGCUUCACUGACAUGUCCCUCAUGCCCAUUUUUAACAAUGUGUACAAGGGAGUGUAUGCAGUGGCUCACGCUCUGCAUGACAUUCUCGGAUGUGAUAAAACCUGCAACAACAAUACAAAGGUUACAGAGAAGUGCACUAAGGCAGAUGUCCAUAUUUUGCAGCAUAUUCAAAAGAUUCACUUCAAGACAAAGGAGGGAGAAGAGGUUUACUUUAACGAGAACGGAGAUCCAGCUGCAAAGUAUGAAAUUAUGCACUGGCAGCCAACAGAAAAUGGCACUUUGGACUUUGUCAUAGUUGGGGUCUAUGAUGCAUCAUUACCAUUUGACCAACAGCUGAGUCUUCAAAAUAAGGCCUUAAAAUGGGCGCAGGGCUCAACUAAGGUCCCUGUGUCGGUUUGCAGUGAGAAGUGUCCCCCAGGGACCCGGAAGGUUCUCCAGAAAGGAAAACCUGUUUGCUGCCAUGACUGUAUAGGAUGUGCCGAUGGAGAAAUAAGCAAUGUUACAGAUGCUGUCAUUUGUGUGAGAUGUCCCCCUGAAUUGUGGCCAAAUGAGAGAAGAGAUGCCUGUAUUAAAAAGGAGGCUGUUUUUCUAUCACAUGAAGAAAUUAUGGGCAUACUCCUCACCACUGCAGCCUUAUUUGGAACAUGUGUAACAGCCAUUGUGAUAGUAAUUUUUUUCAGAUACAGAAAAACUCCUCUUGUCAGAGCCAACAACUCUGAGCUGAGCUUCCUGCUGCUCUUCUCUCUGACUCUGUGUUUCCUCUGCUCUCUGACGUUCAUCGGCCAGCCCUCUAAGUGGUCCUGCAUGCUGCGCCACACGGCCUUCGGCAUCACCUUUGUGCUCUGCCUCUCCUGUGUUCUGGGGAAAACCAUGGUGGUUUUAAUGGCGUUCAAAGCUACACUUCCUGGGAGAAAUUUAAUAAAAUGGUUUGGACCUACGCAGCAGAGGCUGAGCGUUCUGGGUUUCACUCUCGUACAAGUGAUCAUCUGCAUCCUCUGGUUAAGCAUCUCUCCUCCUUUUCCAUCUAAAAAUUUUGAGGAAUUCAAAGAAAAAAUCAUCCUGGAGUGUGCCCUGGGCUCUGCUGUGGGUUUCUGGUCCGUCCUCGGUUACAUAGGACUUCUUGCCGUCUUGUGUUUUAUUUUUGCUUUUUUAGCUCGGAAGUUGCCCGAUAAUUUCAACGAAGCCAAAUUCAUCACCUUCAGCAUGCUGAUAUUCUGCGCUGUGUGGAUCACUUUCAUCCCGGCGUACGUCAGCUCUCCUGGAAAUUUCAGUGUUGCUGUGGAGAUCUUUGCUAUUCUUGCCUCCACUUUUGGGCUGUUAAUUUGUAUUUUUAUCCCAAAAUGUUAUAUCAUGUUACUGAAACCAGAGAAAAACACAAAAAAGAACAUGAUGGGGAAAGGGCCACAAAAGUCAUUCUGA